Molecule: messenger RNA, 711 nt
Organism: Oppia nitens
Lineage: Eukaryota; Metazoa; Arthropoda; Arachnida; Sarcoptiformes; Oppiidae
Product: eukaryotic translation initiation factor 2-alpha kinase 1-like
Exons: 2
Coding region: 1-711 (236 amino acids)
Biological process (GO): protein phosphorylation
Molecular function (GO): protein kinase activity; ATP binding
Source: RefSeq, a predicted model, not a curated record
AUGGAUUUAGUUAUAGAUUGGUAUCAAUUGAACAAUGAAUUUGAGCCGGUAGAUAUAUUGGGUACCGGUACAUUUGGACAGGUAGUUAAAGCUAAAUAUUUGCCUGAUAAACAAUUUUAUGCUAUUAAAGCCAUACAUUUAGCUGCUAACCAGGAUCCUAAAUAUCUGAACCGUGAACUAGAGGUCCUGCAUAAAGUUAGCAAUGUGUACCUGGUCAAAUAUCAUUGUGAAUGGUCGGAAAUAUUACCGGAUAAUAGUCGGGUAACAUUCAUACAAAUGGAGUUAUGUUGGUUUACCCUGAAGGACGGAGUGGACAAAAUGCGCCAAUACUUCCGUAGACAACCCGCGGAAAUGUGGCCACCACUGGGCUACUAUAUGGCUGUCCAAUUGUUUCGGGAACUGCUGACGGGUAUUAACUAUUUGCACAGUCGGCAGCCGCCGAUCAUACAUCGAGAUAUUAAGCCGACAAACAUACUGAUCCGCGGUUCGGGCUGUUUGCCCGAUAGGCCGACAUUUAUCAAAAUAGCCGACUUUGGUCUGGCUAUUGAACAUCACUACCGGUCACAGUCGCAUACCAGACAUGUGGGCACCGAUCGAUAUAUGGCACCCGAAGUCAAUCAUGUGACCAAAUAUACUAUUACAGCCGAUAUGUAUAGCAUUGGUGUUACCAGUGAGGAACUGUUCAAUUAUAAUGUUAAUGAUACUAGGUAA